Molecule: messenger RNA, 2101 nt
Organism: Acomys russatus (golden spiny mouse)
Lineage: Eukaryota; Metazoa; Chordata; Mammalia; Rodentia; Muridae
Gene: Plcxd2
Product: phosphatidylinositol specific phospholipase C X domain containing 2
Exons: 4
Coding region: 560-1582 (340 amino acids)
Biological process (GO): lipid metabolic process
Molecular function (GO): phosphoric diester hydrolase activity
Source: RefSeq, a predicted model, not a curated record
GUCCCGGGGCUGCCGGUUACUCUUCUGAGAGCCUUUCAGGAAAGCUGAGGGUAGGGGGCAGAGAAGCGGGAGGGGCAGGUGGCAGGCAGGCCCAGCCCCGUGUACCAGCCCAGGGACACCCACGGAAGCAACCAUGAACUAGAGAUGGUGCAACCCGGGCGUGCACGUGUGUGCAGCCCGCUGGCAUGUCUCUAUGCCCUGUGGGCACCUGUCGAGUGAGUAGCUCCGGGUGUGGCUGUUCCUGGAUUCUGUGGGUUUCAGUAAGAUUUGUAUCUCCUGGCCUGCCUCCCCCAUCUCCAGAGGGUAACUAAGAAGUUUAACUGAGUAGGGACUGAGGAGAUUAAAGGAGUGGAUCUCAGAGACGAGGCGGCGGAGAGGGUGGGGACUGCGGGCGCAGACUGUAGGGAAGCACCUAUUUGACCCAUCUCCCAGCUAGAAAGGAAUCCUGAAAAGACUGGUGUGACCCAUGUGGCUCUGAAAUGUCUGGAGAGCCUCGAGCGGUGAUGACCACAGAGUGAGUGGCACUAAGCUGAGCCUGUCUAAUACGUGGACAAGAGGGAUGCUAGCAUUCAGAAAGGCCAGGAGGAAACUCAGGAUGGGGACCAUCUGCUCUCCCAAUCCCAGCGGGACAAAGACGGCCUCGGAGGUCUGCAAUGCCGACUGGAUGGCCUCGCUACCCCCUCACCUCCACAACGUGCCCCUUUCCAAUCUGGCAAUCCCAGGGUCCCAUGAUUCAUUCAGCUACUGGGUAGAUGAAAAGUCCCCAGUGGGCCCUGACCAAACCCAAGCUGUCAAACGCCUUGCCCGGAUCUCCUUGGUGAAGAAGUUGAUGAAGAAAUGGUCUGUGACUCAGAACCUGACCUUCCGGGAGCAGCUGGAGGCUGGGAUCCGUUACUUUGACCUACGUGUGUCUUCCAAGCCUGGGGACACUGAGCAGGAAAUCUACUUCAUCCAUGGUCUCUUUGGCAUCAAGGUCUGGGAUGGGUUGAUGGAGAUUGAUGCAUUCCUCACUCAGCACCCUCAAGAGAUCAUCUUUUUGGAUUUCAACCACUUCUACGCCAUGGAUGAGGCCCACCACAAAUGCCUGGUUCUGAGGAUCCAGGAGGCCUUUGGGAACAAGCUGUGCCCAACCUGCAGUGUGGAAAGCAUGACACUAAGGAGCCUAUGGGAGAGGAAUUACCAGGUUCUCAUUUUCUACCACUGCCCCUUCUACAAGCAAUACCCAUUCCUGUGGCCAGGCAAGAAAAUUCCAGCACCCUGGGCAAACACCACAAGUGUGCAAAAACUGAUCCUCUUCUUGGAGACCACCCUGAGUGAGCGAGCCCCACGUGGGGCCUUCCACGUCUCCCAGGCCAUCCUCACCCCAAGAGUGAAGACCAUAGCCCGAGGCCUGGUGGGAGGCCUCAAGAACACACUCGUUCACAGGAACCUCCCUGCCAUCCUCGAUUGGGUGAAGACUCAAAAGCCUGGAGCCAUGGGUGUCAACAUCAUAACAUCCGACUUCGUGGACCUGGUGGACUUUGCCACGACAGUGAUUGAGUUGAACGACCUUCUGGAGAACCAACCUCUUACUAAAUGUUGAAUUAGCGUUUUGUUUAAUUUGGAUGUUGAGGUUGUUGAUCCAAGGUAGGAUUCCAGAGUGUUCCAUUAGGAUGGCUCACUCCUGGGCAGUCAUGGGGAAGUGAGGAAAAGAAAGAGGGCCCUCCCCUCCCCACCUUUUUUUCUCACAUAGCUAUUGGGAUAAAAACACAGGGGUUUUCAUUGCAUUUUCUCCAAAUGAGACUUUUGAAACCUAAAGUCAAGGGAAGAACACAUAUUUCAUAUGGCCAAGGUCAUAAUCUCUCCAGUGGCUUAGGGUGGCAAAUGGAAGAUAGAAGUAUGGUUUCCAGGUUCCAGGGCUCCGCAGCAUCUUGUCUUAUGUUCUGGGGUCACUUGAGCCUGUGUGAAGACUAAGUCAGCAAGGCACUUCUGGUCAGAAGAAUGGUACAUGCAGGCAUGAACCGUCCUCUGAGAGUCUCUGCCAUCAACGUAGAGCUCUGAGGAGCUCCAGGGAGCCAAGAGCUAGGUCUCUCUUAAACUGGACAGCAUUCACACUUCUCUA